AGUGAUUUCUCAUGUCUGUCCUUACUGGCUGGCGUCAGCUGCAGUUAGCAGCCAGCAUCCAUCAGUUUUAGUUCGGCCUGACUCCCAGGCACACGUUAUACUCCGUCACCAAGGGACGGAAAGGAUUAGAAAGGGGUUAAACUGUGCCAUCCCCCCCUUCUGACAAUAGGUUACACUACCUGAAGCUACAAAUGUACACAAUAAGGCUACAGACUGGAUUCCAGUAUGACUGUAAAGGAAGAACAUGGCAUGAUAUACCCCAUGGACCGGUGAGGGUUGAUGUACGGGUGGUGACUCCGUGGCUGGCACCAAUCGUAUGGAACGGCACCUUCAGCACCGACAUUCUCAAUGCACAAUAUAAUGAGAAAACCCUCCCUAUAGGACUGACUACAUUUGCUAUGAAAAAAUAUAUUGUGUUCCUAAAAACAUUUAUUGAAACUGCAGAAAAGUUCUUCAUGGUGGGACACAAGGUCAACUAUUACGUCUUCACAGAUCGCAUCAACGAGGUCCCCCAGUUUACCCUCGGCAAUGGGCGGCAAUUGAUGAUCUUACUGCUUCCAGCCUAUAAAAGAUGGCAGGAUGUCAGUAUGAGACGUAUGGAGAUCAUCCGAGACUACUCCCAACAACGCUUCAUACAUGAAGUGGACCAUCUCGUAUGUGUCGAUGUUGACAUGAAGUUCACGGAUGACGUUGGGAUGGAGAUCAUAGGAGACCUAGUGGGGACUUUACAUCCCGGAUUCUUUAAAUCUUCAAGAGAAGAAUAUCCUUAUGAGCGUAGGGCUCUGUCUGAAGCUUACAUACCCUACCAUGAAGGAGACUAUUACUAUGCCGGAGGCAAUUUUGGAGGCAAAGUCCAAGAGGUGAUCAAGUUGACCAACCAUUGCCACCAUGCCGUUUUAGCAGACAAGGCCAAUAAUAUUGAGGCACGAUGGCAUGAUGAGAGUUAUAUAAACAAAUAUUUCCUACACCACAAGCCAACCAAAGUCUUGUCUCCAGAAUAUAUCUGGCUCUAUUACUAUGGGGAUCCACCUAUUGUACAGAAAAAGAGAUUCGUAGAGGUUCCUAAGAACAGGGCAUGGAUACGUUACUGACAGACUGUGUAGAUCCAUGGACUUCCUACAUCUGGAUUUACAAAGGCAGCUACAAAUUUACAGGCAAGUUCCAGGGAUCAGACACAUGAGAUGUGUUACAGGGUAUAUAAUACAAGUGCUAUAUGUGAUCAGAGAAAAUCCUAUAAUUAAAGGGGUUCUCCACCAUAAGGUGAUUUUAGUAUGUACCUGGCAGACAGUAAUGAACAUACUUAGGAAGGAUCUGCGCUUGUCUUGGGGCUAAAUGGAUAUGUCAUGAGAUUACCACAAUUCUAUGGCUAGCUGUCUGUGAACUUGUAUUUCCUGUUCGACUUUUCUUUUUUUGACUACAAAACCCAUAAUUCCAUUUUCCUCCCUCCCACACAUCAGCCACCCCACCCAUUGAAACAAAAGACCUGUGGUUUUCAAUCAGGGUGCCUACAGCUGUUGCAUUAGUUGCAGAUUGAUCGCUCCACCCAUUGAAGCAGACAGGCUCCCUGUCAUCAGCUGACUAGUGAGUCAGGUCUCAGCUGCAUUGCAAGCUGGGAAAAAUCUGAGACAACAGUCAUUUUGUAUGCUGGU
Hyla sarda is the source of this 1649-nucleotide messenger RNA. Its product is annotated as histo-blood group ABO system transferase-like. Bases 192 to 1091 code for a protein of 299 amino acids. NCBI's taxonomy places the organism in Eukaryota, Metazoa, Chordata, Amphibia, Anura, Hylidae. Gene Ontology annotation, cellular component: vesicle; Golgi apparatus; membrane. Gene Ontology annotation, molecular function: hexosyltransferase activity. Gene Ontology annotation, biological process: carbohydrate metabolic process. The record is from RefSeq and is a predicted model, not a curated record. The transcript is spliced from 5 exons.